Molecule: messenger RNA, 591 nt
Organism: Cryptosporidium ubiquitum
Lineage: Eukaryota; Apicomplexa; Conoidasida; Eucoccidiorida; Cryptosporidiidae
Exons: 1
Coding region: 1-591 (196 amino acids)
Source: RefSeq, a predicted model, not a curated record
AUGCUAUUGCUCAAUUUUAAAAUAAUUUUUGUUGUUUUCAUCAAUUUUGCCAGUUCUUCGUAUGGAGAGCAGCAGCCAUUGCGAAAUGAAUUUCUGGAAUAUUUUUCCAUUGCCGCAGGUAUAAACUCACUUGUUUUUUCUUUGUCUAAUACGAUUUAUUCAAUUAAAAGGUUUAAUCAACUCAAAAAAAAAAAAAAGUGUUUUAAUGAAGGAAUAAGUAACUCCAUCAACAGAACAAAAGAACUAAAAUCGAGGAAUCAAAUAAUUAACAAUAAUGUUAAUGGUUUAAUAAAUAUUGAAAUACCAUGUCUAUCUAAUGAAGAAUUAAAUAAAGAUGAAAACAAUAUUACUCAAUUAAUUAUCCAAUCAGACAAAUUGGCAGAUAUAGAGAUGGUAAAAGACGAAAAUAUUUUCGUUGGGUCUAAUAUUACUGAUUUUGAACAAAAAAAAAUUGAAAAUAUCAUUGAAUACCUUAACUGCGAAUUUUUGUGUUCAAACCAUUCGAAUACAGAAAAUAUAAACACUAACUUCCAAAACGUUCCAUUUAAUGACAGUACUAAAAGGAAAUUUAGAGGGUUAGUUGUUGAGUAG